AUGUCGCUGACUCCUGCGUCUGCAGGUGCCGAUGCUAAGUGGCACCAGGACAAUGGCUUCUACCUUAGGGAUUCAGCAGAUGCUGAUGCCAGCAUGCUUUUGUUCGGCUCCUUGGGUCUGGGCAUUGGCUUGGCACUUGUGCUAGUUCUCAUCAUGAGAUUCACACGCCUGGGCCGAUCCGCCCACAACGCCAUCCUCUUCCUGGCAGGAUCGCCCUUUAUUUGUUACACCCUGGCUGAGCAAGUCGGCAUGUCAGGCAUCAUCACUGUGCUCUUUGCUUCCAUCAUGAUCGGUGGAUACGCACCCACGCAUCUUUCAGCGGAGGCCACCACGUUGACCUCGUUCUUUCUGAAGCAGUUGGCCUCUGUUGGAGACACGGUGGUCUUUGUUUGUUGUGGAGUGCAAGCCGUGCAGUAUCACAAGGAAGGCUUUGUCAUGUCGCUUUGGGCAUCUCGGACAGGGGAUUGGUGGCUUGUGAGCAAGCACGUGCCUGCGGAGAAACAACACUACAUCAGCUUCAAACAUCAGGCGAUGCUGUUCCAUUCCGGUCUCCGCGGAGGAAUUGGGUUGGUGCUGUCGCUGGAGUUGGGAGCGUAUGUCGAUGAAGACAACGGCCCUGGGACAAAGGAUUCCUUGGUCUAUGCAACUUUUGUCAUGAUCUGCGUUUAUCUCGUGGUCUUCGGUGGCUCGACCGCCUUCACCCUGCGCUCCCUGAACAUUCCCUAUGGUGAUGAGGUGGCCAUGGAUGCAUGCUUGUACGGCAGCGCUGCGGAGAGUGGCAUCUUCUAUCGCUGGGGGAUGCAGUUCCGGCGGAAGGUGUUGAAACCUCUGCUGGUGCCGCGGGGGAUCCGCGGGGGAUGGGGAUCAGUCUGGGAGCAGGUGGGAAAAUCGUCGGAUCGCUCCCAGCAACAGGAGAUCAACCUGACGGAAGCCGUUCCCUGGCGAUCGACCGGACCGAGGGACCGUAACGGGAUCUACCGGCCGCUUAUGGGUCCGCUGCUGGCUGGUGGUUGA
Molecule: messenger RNA, 1014 nt
Organism: Cladocopium goreaui
Lineage: Eukaryota; Dinophyceae; Suessiales; Symbiodiniaceae
Source: the annotation of a GenBank genome assembly